AUGGCUACAGGCGACGAGAGCAACACUCCUCAGGACGCCGCUGCCGGCGUUGGCUCUGAUCCUGCUCCUGAUGCUGAUGCUGCCAUUGCUGCUGCUACAACCACCGCUCCUGGUGCUACUACCACCUCUGGCCCUGGCACUGGCAUUGGCUCUGGCUCUGGCUCUGGCUCUGAUAUCGCCACGCCUGGUAGUGCUGGUGGUGUUUCUGCAGCUGUUAAUAUGACCGCUCCGGCAAGCUCCAGUGCCGUUCAGAAUCCUCCCGUACAGUCGACAUCUCCUUCUUCUCAACCACCGUCAAUACCGGCAGAAUCAACGACCUCGAUCAAGAUCACGACUUCCCCUGCUCCGACAGUAGGGCUUUCGACUACAGCAUCAGCAGCAGACGACCCGGAACCACUAACUGCCAGCCCUCAACCUGCAACCAAAAAAUCUCCUUCCCCGUCGUCCGAGUCGCCCGCUACUGUCGCCGCCGCUGUUUCUGCUCCUGCUUCGCAGCCUCAGCAGAACGGCGACAGCAAGGCGUCCGAGUCUGACUCCGAGAUGGCUAGUUACAGACAGGUUCUUACAGCCCACCAUGGACUCCCUGUGGGCUACUCUACUACCACGGCCACGAUACCGUCUUCACAUAUGGCUGCCUCGAGUCCUCCGGCCACCUCAGCCUACACCUCUUCGCCUGGCAUCUCAACGACCCAAUAUUCAUCAUACCCAACAAGUAACAUGAUGUCACAUCCGACAGAGGCCUACAGAGUCAGCCCCGUUCCGACCGGCAACUCAAUGUCUCUGCCAAGCAUGCGAACGAUCGAUUCUAUAGCCCAGCAAAGAGUCAGCCAACCACAAAUACCACACCACACAAUGUCAAUGAGCAUGAACACUCCUCUGGCUUCGGUAUCCAGUAACGCGCAGUUCUACCCUCCACACCAUACCAUGUCUGUACCCUCAAACUAUGGUCUACCUUCCGAUUCCUUGGCUCGAUACCCCCUUCCUCAUGAUCCCCGGAUACUGGGUAGCAGAGGCCCAAAGAAGUGUGAUGAGACGCACCCCACCUGCAACAACUGCAAAAAGUCGAAACGAGAGUGCUUAGGCUACGAUCCUAUCUUCCGACAGCAACCAGGAGCUCAAGCCAACUCCCAUAUUCAACCAGCUCCAACAGGUCAACUGGCGGUGCCAUCCUCUGCUCCUUCGUCUGUCUCAGGACAUCCCAAUGCUGCUCUAGGACACGUGCCCCCUCAGACAAACUCUUACGGCAGCCAACCGUCGAUGCUUCCAAGCUCUUACUCAACUACACCUCCACCAUCGUCCCUUCCUCCGUCGUCUACCGCACACUCCAACUCAUCCAAUUACAAUUCUCCUGUUACAGCAGGCGGAACAACACCUAUUAAGCAAGAGUCUGCCUUUGAUUUUUCGGCUUCGAUUGAUCCAACUACUAGACACUUACCACCCCCUACGAGCGCUGACGUGAAGCCAUACGAUUUCAAGCCGUCACUCGUUGCCGACACAAACCAUCACACUGGCCCCAAAAAUAUGAAGAUCAACGAGAUCAUUGAUUUACUUGGGCCACCACCUCCGGCUCAGCCCAUAAGCCACACAGAGGACACCUUCAACGAGAUCACCAAAGUCUACCAUGAAAUGUAUGCCAGUGGGUUGAGUGCUUUUCUUGAGACGUCAUGGUAUUAUUUCGUGGAAAAUGGCAAAAUGUCGUUUCCCAGGGACGCCAACCUCAUUGAGCACAUGGCUACCUUUCUAAAGAUUUUGGAGGCAGUCAGGGCCAAUGAUCAUUCUCAAAUGGCCUAUUCAGGGGUGCUGGAGACGAGGAUUGUGUGGGAGCUGGCGUGCACCGCGUACAACACACCGGAUCGAACGAAUCAGGCAAUGCGCACCGCCAUGCCCCUUGAGGGAGACUCGGCGGAGGCUAGGAAUCGCUUGCGUGUGGUUGAGGCCUUGCUUUGUGGUGAAUACCUGCUCACAAAUCCUUUAGCCCCUCCCCUGCAGGACCCAGAACCCCAUCGCACUCGCCAAUUCGACUUUUGGUAUAGCUUGGCCGAGUUCGUUCGAAAGCGUGACCUGCCGGAUUCGCCACAGUCUGUCAAAACUAGGGAGGAUGCACUGAGCAGGAUGCGGCACUUGCUGGAUGGUCGCGAGAACCGCGAUGUUCUCUAUUCCAUUGCUGUGGUACGCGAGCUUGCGCCAUAUUAUGGCCCCAGCUAUGGAAACACACCACAGCACGCUGAUGAGAGUGAUCCAAAGAAUCGCCUUGCAGUUGCGUCCAAAUUCAUUCUGGACGAGGCUCAAGUAACCGGUGGUACAACCAACGUGGUGCGUCGAUUCAGUGACAUUGCGUCCCGAGCCUUUGUCAACCCCGGUGUCAAUGUGGCGCGGAGAACCGGCUAA
Messenger RNA from Pochonia chlamydosporia 170, 2388 nucleotides. RefSeq names its product C6 finger domain-containing protein. The coding region runs from base 1 to 2388 and encodes 795 amino acids. Gene Ontology annotation, biological process: regulation of DNA-templated transcription. The record is from RefSeq and is a predicted model, not a curated record. The transcript is spliced from 3 exons. Gene Ontology annotation, molecular function: zinc ion binding; DNA-binding transcription factor activity, RNA polymerase II-specific. Lineage: Eukaryota; Fungi; Ascomycota; Sordariomycetes; Hypocreales; Clavicipitaceae.